AGCGAUCGUCUUCUAAUCAAGGGUGGUAAAAUCGUUAACGAUGACCAGUCAUUCUAUGCAGACAUCUACAUGGAGGACGGGCUGAUCAAGCAAAUAGGAGAAAACCUGAUUGUGCCUGGAGGAGUGAAGACCAUCGAGGCUCACUCCAGAAUGGUGAUCCCCGGAGGGAUUGACGUCCACACUCGGUUCCAGAUGCCCGACCAGGGAAUGACUUCUGCCGAUGACUUCUUCCAGGGGACCAAGGCGGCCUUGGCCGGGGGCACCACCAUGAUCAUUGACCACGUUGUCCCAGAGCCUGGGACGAGCCUGCUAGCCGCCUUCGACCAGUGGAGGGAGUGGGCCGACAGCAGGUCCUGCUGCGACUACUCACUGCACGUGGACAUCACCGAGUGGCACAAGGGCAUCCAGGAGGAGAUGGAGGCUCUGGUGAAAGACCACGGGGUAAAUUCCUUCCUCGUGUACAUGGCUUUCAAAGAACGCUUCCAGCUCACGGAUUCCCAGAUAUAUGAAGUCCUGAGUGUGAUCCGGGAUAUUGGUGCCAUAGCCCAAGUCCACGCGGAAAACGGCGACAUCAUUGCAGAGGAGCAGCAGCGGAUCUUGGAUCUGGGCAUCACGGGCCCUGAGGGACAUGUGCUGAGCCGGCCGGAGGAGGUCGAGGCGGAAGCCGUGAAUCGGUCCAUCACCAUCGCCAACCAGACCAACUGCCCGCUCUAUGUCACUAAGGUGAUGAGCAAGAGCGCCGCCGAAGUCAUCGCCCAGGCCCGGAAGAAGGGAACCGUGGUGUACGGCGAGCCCAUCACUGCCAGCUUGGGGACCGAUGGCUCCCACUACUGGAGCAAGAACUGGGCCAAGGCUGCUGCCUUCGUCACCUCCCCACCCCUGAGCCCCGAUCCAACCACUCCCGACUUCCUGAACUCCCUGCUGUCGUGUGGAGACCUUCAGGUCACUGGCAGUGCCCACUGUACCUUCAACACCGCGCAGAAGGCUGUAGGAAAGGACAACUUCACUCUGAUUCCCGAGGGCACCAAUGGCACUGAGGAGCGGAUGUCUGUCAUCUGGGAUAAGGCUGUGGUCACUGGGAAGAUGGACGAGAACCAGUUUGUGGCUGUGACCAGCACCAAUGCAGCCAAAGUCUUCAACCUUUACCCCCGGAAAGGCCGCAUCGCUGUGGGGUCGGACGCGGACCUGGUCAUCUGGGACCCCGACAGUAUGAAGACCAUCUCGGCCAAGACACACAACAGCGCGCUCGAAUACAACAUCUUUGAAGGCAUGGAGUGCCGCGGUUCCCCGCUGGUGGUCAUCAGCCAGGGCAAGAUUGUGCUGGAGGAUGGCACCCUGCACGUCACCGAAGGCUCCGGGCGCUACAUCCCCCGGAAGCCCUUCCCUGACUUUGUUUACAAGCGUAUCAAGGCCAGGAGCAGGCUGGCGGAGUUGAGAGGGGUCCCCCGUGGCCUGUAUGACGGACCCGUGUGCGAGGUAUCUGUGACGCCCAAGACGGUCACCCCAGCCUCCUCGGCGAAGACGUCCCCUGCCAAGCAGCAGGCCCCACCCGUGCGGAACCUGCACCAGUCUGGAUUCAGCUUGUCUGGCGCUCAGAUUGAUGACAACAUCCCUCGCCGCACCACCCAGCGCAUCGUAGCGCCCCCUGGCGGCCGUGCCAACAUCACCAGCCUGGGCUAAGCUCCCGCACCCAUAGGCCGCUGGGGACAGGGGAUGGGACACCCGAGGACAUUCUGAGACUUCCUUUUCUUCCUUCCUCUUCUCCUCCCCCCACCUCCUUUUUUUUUUGAAGAGCCUGUGAUAGUUGCUGUGGGCAGCCAGUUCCUGGGGCUCCCCCUGGAGCCCUACACUCUGCCUCUCACCUGGGGUUACUGAAUUCGCUCACUCACUUCCCCAUCCCCCCCCCCCGUAAACCCCGCACCACACCUAGCCCCCCCCCUUCACCGAGCAGCGUGCGUCCCGCAGUCAGACGUCCGCCACAGAGCAGGUCCCGGCUCCUCCCUCCGCGCUCCGCGCCCGCAUCUUCCUUGUCGUGGGGAGGAUACAGUGAAUCGCCCUGAGCUGCCUUUUUGUCUUUGCUUUUUAAAUUUUUAAAAAGGCUGUUUUUCUUUUCUUUCUUUCCUUUUUUUUU
This is a messenger RNA of Fukomys damarensis (Damara mole-rat), 2131 nucleotides long. RefSeq names its product dihydropyrimidinase like 2 (gene Dpysl2). The coding region runs from base 70 to 1680 and encodes 536 amino acids. Gene Ontology annotation, cellular component: cytosol; cytoplasm. Gene Ontology annotation, molecular function: hydrolase activity, acting on carbon-nitrogen (but not peptide) bonds, in cyclic amides. The transcript is spliced from 13 exons. NCBI's taxonomy places the organism in Eukaryota, Metazoa, Chordata, Mammalia, Rodentia, Bathyergidae. The record is from RefSeq and is a predicted model, not a curated record.